UAUCUGUAUCUCUGCUUUAGCCGAGCAACCGCUGAGAACAGUGAAGCGCACUGAAAGCCGCCGUAUUGAGCCAUGUCGCAGCAUUUACAACGUCUAUAUGUAUUUUUUGGAGUUUUCAUAGCGAUAACUUGCUACGCGUUCCUGAUAUUGUUCCUCAUGGAGACACCUCGUUUUCAUGUCCCGACGAUCUAUCUCACUUCGUUCAGAGACGAAAAAGCUGGAAGUCUGUUAGCAGAGUUGCAAGAAUCUCGAAAACAUUUUGUAAAUGUGAAAGUCUCCAUCGACGAAAGGUGCACAAGGUUCCGACAGCCUCUUUCCAAGAAACAGCUUGACUAUUUUUACCAACGCGCCGUCGUAGACGAUAAUCACAAAAUCAUCUACUGUCCUGUCUGGAAGUCAGGCUCGACCUCUUGGAGAGCAGUUAUGCAUGUACUAAAAGGCUCAUUCAAGACUCUCGACGAUGCCGUCAAAUCUGUUCGUUGGAUUAGAGGCUUGACAACAUUGAAAUCGUACAAGAACAGAUCAGAAAUCGAAUUCAAACUUAGAACUUACACAAAGUUUAUGGCUUACAGAGAACCACUCAAUCGUUUUGCAGCAGACUACUUAAUGCUAAAAAGGAGUGGUACAGUUUACAAACGACAAAGUCGCAGAGUAGUAGAAUACGUUAACUCUGUGAGAGGACGUCGCGAUCCCAUAGUUCCAUGGCAAAACAUGAGCAUCUGGGACUUUGCCAAGUUUGUGUCUCGUUUCGGUAACGACACAUCGAAAAUGAUUAAAUUAAACCUGCAGUGGAGGCCACAGAAUAUGGCUUGUUAUCCGUGUCACAUUCACUACGAUUAUUACAUCGAUAUGGACAGUUCAACCGUUAACAGAGACAGUCGGUACCUUUUGAUGAUUUUACGCGCGCCACAUUGGUUGGAGAUGCCUCAUGUCAAUCCUACGACUAAAGACAAAACUCCGUAUUUGUCGCAACUUUCUGAGCCGUUGUACAAUCGACUUAUGUCCGUUUACUACAAUGACUAUGAGAUUUUUGGUUUUAUAAAACCAGAACGCGGUAGCAUAAGAUCCUAGAUGUGUAAAUUUCAAUCAGGCUAGAAACUUUUUAGUAUGUUUAGGACUUAUUUGUAUGCUAUUACGUUCACUACCAAAAACUUAGACAUCAGUA
Molecule: messenger RNA, 1165 nt
Organism: Corticium candelabrum
Lineage: Eukaryota; Metazoa; Porifera; Homoscleromorpha; Homosclerophorida; Plakinidae
Product: carbohydrate sulfotransferase 8-like
Exons: 2
Coding region: 73-1071 (332 amino acids)
Biological process (GO): carbohydrate biosynthetic process
Cellular component (GO): membrane
Molecular function (GO): sulfotransferase activity
Source: RefSeq, a predicted model, not a curated record